AUGUACUUCGUCAACGCGAGGAGGCCGAGGGAGCUCCGGGAAGCCUUUCUGGCACAGAAAGAGGAGAUUCUCCAAUACGCCGCCGACGAAGGAUUCAUCUUCGCCGUCAUACCUCCGAGGGCACCCCAAUUCGGCGGCCUAUGGGAAGCAGCACUGAAGUCGGCCAAACAUCUGCUGAUGCGCGCCGUAGGCAACGCGCUGUUAACCGCCGAAGAAACCGCAACGCUUCUCGUUGAAGUAGAAGCGGUACUGAGCUCCCGACCGCUCGCACCACUCAGCAACGACCCCAACGAUGGCGAGGCGCCAACGCCGGCGCAUCUACUAAUCGGUUGCCUCUUGCGAGCUUUGCCACCGGAGAAGGUACCCGACAACCUCAGCCGCUGCUUAGAGAGAUGGCAGCUUGUUUGCUCUCUCAAGCAACAAUUUUGGCGCGCGUGGUCGAAGAGCUACCUUCUGGAGCUUCAGCAACGUAACAAAUGGGUGCACCCGCAGCCCAGCGUCCAAUCAGGCCAAAUCGUCGUCCUCCACGAAGACAACGUACCCCCGCAGCAGUGGGUGCUGAAUUGA
Anastrepha ludens (Mexican fruit fly) is the source of this 567-nucleotide messenger RNA. RefSeq lists its product as uncharacterized. The transcript has a single exon. Bases 1 to 567 code for a protein of 188 amino acids. NCBI's taxonomy places the organism in Eukaryota, Metazoa, Arthropoda, Insecta, Diptera, Tephritidae. The record is from RefSeq and is a predicted model, not a curated record. Gene Ontology annotation, molecular function: nucleic acid binding.